Messenger RNA from Bactrocera tryoni, 1078 nucleotides. RefSeq lists its product as uncharacterized. The record is from RefSeq and is a predicted model, not a curated record. The transcript has 2 exons. NCBI's taxonomy places the organism in Eukaryota, Metazoa, Arthropoda, Insecta, Diptera, Tephritidae. The coding region runs from base 211 to 1032 and encodes 273 amino acids.
ACCAAUUUUAUCGGUUUUGCUAUCAGAAAUAAAACAAGAAGAUAAUCGCCAACAGAUUUGAAUAUUCAGUUUAUAUUUCUGUGUGUUGUUAGACGGUUGACAAAAUGUAAGUUAAGAAAUUUAUUUAUUUUAUUGUUACGAAGUAAUUAACUUUAUUUUUUUAGGGGAAAACAUAAGAACAGAACGCAAAAUACGUUUAUAAUUGAAUUUAUGGAAAAAAAUCCUGAUAUCUUAACAGGAUUUACGAAACGUAAUAAGCCGACGAUAGAUUCGUUAUGGCAGGCAUUAACUGAAUCCCUUAAUGCUGCAGGUCCUCCACACAAAGACGUAAACGGGUGGAAAAAGGUUAUAACUGAGUGGAAAAGCGAAAUCAAAAGAAAAUUAGCUCACAACAAAAUUGAGAGUCGAGCAACAGGAGGUGGCCCAUUUUCAAAAUAUCAGCUCACUCCAAACGAAGAAACCAUUGUGCGUCUUUGUGGCAUUUCGCAAACUAUAGAAGGCAUAUUAGGCGUUUCUCUUGGUACCCAACCCGUUAAUGAGAAUUUAAAUAUACCAAUUGCAGGGGUGAAUGUAGAUUUGUCUUCCUCAUCGCCAGAGGAACAAAAUAUAAACUUGAGUUAUAAUGCAUCCAAUAGACAAAAAGAUACCGACGAUAUACCCUCCACGUCACAAAGGCAACACGAAAUAAAUGCUAGUGUACCUAGAAGGCAAAAAUUAGAAAGUACAGCAGAUCGCUUAAAAAGAUUUUUGGAUGAGGAAGAUAACAAAAAUGGAGAUAUAUUGAAAAAAUUUGAUCAAAUAAUAGAACUGCAAUCUAAAAAUGCUAGCAGCUUGAGACGUAUAUACCAAGCAAUAGGGAGUAAUAAUAAAACUGUUGGAAGAGCUAUUACUGAAUUGAAAGAUGAGUUUGUAAGUAUAAGUACUCAAUUACUUAAAGCUAUUGUGAAAAAAAAUGAGAGUAAAAAAGAACAACUAAAUCUCGAAGUUCUCAAGUUUGAACACAAAAGACAAUAUAACGAAAAAAAAGAUUAAUUAUUAAGUAUAUUAUUUAAUUAAAGAUCCUGAUUGUGAAAUAUAC